Messenger RNA from Dendrobium catenatum, 1389 nucleotides. RefSeq lists its product as uncharacterized. The record is from RefSeq and is a predicted model, not a curated record. The transcript is spliced from 3 exons. Lineage: Eukaryota; Viridiplantae; Streptophyta; Magnoliopsida; Asparagales; Orchidaceae. Bases 1 to 1389 code for a protein of 462 amino acids.
AUGGUUUCUCAAGAGGAGAAUAGGAGCCUUUCUUUGUGCCCUCUUUUGGAGGAGAUCAAGAGCACCUUAUUUAAUAUGAAUGUGAAUUCUGUUGCGGGUCUGGAUGGUUUAACUGUCAAGUCUUUUCAGCAUUCUUGGCAUAUUAUUUUUGAGGAAGUUCAUUCCGCUAUUAUGGAUUUUUUUAAUGAUUCCCCAAUUCCCAAGUUUUUCUCUUCAACUUAUAUUGCUUUGAUUCCUAAGAGUAAUGAGUUUGAAGCUGUGAGUGGUUUGGUUUUUAACAAAGAUAAAGGUUGUUUUGUCAUCUCUAAGAAUGUUCCUCCUAAUAGAAUUUUGGAUAUUAAGAACUUUACGGGCUUUUCCCAAGCUACUUUACCUUUAAAGUACUUAGGUAUUCCUUUGUUUAAAGGUAGAAAAAAGACUUUUCUAUUUGAUGGCUUGCUUUCCACGGUGCACAAUCGUUUGGCUUCUUGGGAUUCCAAGUUUUUGAGUUUUAGUGGUAGGCUAGUUCUUAUCAAAAGUGUUCAUGCCUCUAUUCCUGUUUAUAAUUUUCAAGUUCUUUUUCCUACUAAGACGGUGGUUUUGAGGAUUGAUAGAAUUUUUAACAAAUUUUUUUGGAGGGGUUCUUCUGUUAAUUCUAAAAUCCAUUGGUCCUCAUGGAAUAAGUGGUGUGGUACUUUACAGGAAGGUGAUCUUGGUUGCAAGUCGAUGACAGAUUUGGCUUCUGCUUUUUCUUUUAAAUUAUGUUAUAAUUUAAGAGCUAAUGUGUCUUUGUGGGCUAAUUUUAUGAGGUCUAAAUAUUGUGGGGAUCUUCACCCCUCUAAUUGUUUAUAUUCUAAAGGGCAUUAUAAGGUUUGGCAUUGUCUGUGUCAGAUUAAGUGGAAACUUAAGUCCUGUUUAGCUUGGGGCCUUGGGGAGGGUAACAUUUUCUUAUGGCAGGAUCGUUGGAUUAAUGGUCUAUCCCUUGAGGCUCUCCUUAACACGAAUUCUAGGAGUAUGGUGAGAGUUAACUUUUUCUAUUCUGCCAAUGGUUGGGAUUUGGAUAAACUUUCUUCUAUUAUUCCUGAUUCUAUUAUUCAAAUGAUUGCUAACAUUUCUCUUAAUCGUAAUGCUAAAGAUGCUUUACUUUGUACAUUUACUAAAGAUGGUCUUUUUAGAACUAAAGAUGCUUGGCAUGUGUUUAGAAAUAAAAAGGAGUCUUCUAAGCCUUUUAAAAUGAUGUGGCACAAGAGCAUUCCUACCACUGUUUCUAUUUUAAAUUUGAGAAUUCUUAAGGAGUUUAUUCCUACGGAUGAGCUGCUUAGGAAAAGAGGUCUCCUCUUCAGUUCUGGAUGGGUUGCUGGGAGAGUUGGAGUGUUACCAGAAGCUCUUGUUCCAGAUAUAUCCUUUUAG